This is a messenger RNA of Maudiozyma barnettii, 1716 nucleotides long. RefSeq lists its product as uncharacterized. Gene Ontology annotation, cellular component: cohesin complex; synaptonemal complex. The record is from RefSeq and is a predicted model, not a curated record. Lineage: Eukaryota; Fungi; Ascomycota; Saccharomycetes; Saccharomycetales; Saccharomycetaceae. Bases 1 to 1716 code for a protein of 571 amino acids. Gene Ontology annotation, biological process: replication-born double-strand break repair via sister chromatid exchange; mitotic sister chromatid cohesion; synaptonemal complex assembly. The transcript has a single exon. Gene Ontology annotation, molecular function: protein binding; chromatin binding.
AUGUCUGCGAAUAUUGCACAACCUUAUACUGUGCUUAAGAUAGGCACAGAUGCUGGUCCAUUGGCUCAAAUAUGGCUAGCUGCUAAUAUGUCAAACAUCCCAAGGGGAUCCGUCUUACAAACGAGUAUAAACGAAUCCGCAAAGGAAAUCGCCAAAGUUUCUGGUUGUGAACCAGAAAUUGAACAGAAUAAUGAAAAUAUUACUUUACAUGUGUCCGGUGAAUUAUUACAAGGGAUCGUUCGUGUUUAUUCCAAACAGGCAGGUUUCCUAUUAUCUGACAUAAAAGACACAUUGACUAAGAUCACAGCCUUAUUUAAAACACAUUCAAGAGUAAAUGUAACAAUCAGUAGAAUUAGCACUAUUGCAAAAGUUAAUCAAUUGGUUCUGGAAGAUACGGUAACUGAAAAGGAAGUUCUAUCAACGCCAAGUUUAGAUUUCCUUGAUGAACCCCCCCAAGUAAUGAAAACAUUACUAAAUGGAAACAAUUCUAUGUUAAGAGGAGUUCAAGGAGCUGCUACAAAUUCUGUAGGUGUCCACUCUGCCGAUAACUCUUUGGAAGUAGGAAGAAGAUUUAAUCCAGAUGGAGAAUUUGAGCAUAAUUCAUCAGCUUUAGCCCUAGAUUUCGAUAUAGACGAGGGGACAAGGGUAAGCACUGAGCCCCAUAUACAAUUUGAGGGUAAUGACAUGGAUUUCCCAAUAGACGAUCCACUGGAUGAUAAUGAUAAUUGGGAUCUUGGUAUCAAUGAAGAACAUGACGACGAUUCCAUCGAAGUUGGUAGAAGAGCUGAAGAACCGUUGUUAGAUGAACAUACUGAAUUUGGAUUUGAUCUAGAUUUAGAUAAAAAUGGACACGUGGGUGAACCCCUGGAAGAGGAUACCGAACCUAUACCCCCAAAGAGAAUGUCAUCAAAAAGAGUAAAUGAUCCUUCACUAAAAAAUACAAUGAAUAUCAUUGUUGAUGACAAUUCUGAAAUGUCCAGAAGUAACAUAAAUGAUAACACCUCCUCCGAGACUAUAAAUAAUGCUCCUAAUAGGAUCCAGCACAAAAAUAUGUCUCAUAAAAGACUAUCCCAUGAAAUAUUGACAGAUUUAGGAUAUCUUCAUCAAUCUGUUAUAUCUCAUUUACUUCCUUAUCAUACCUUGAAGAAACAGAAGAUCCAAGAGCCUAUACAAACCACGGAAGAAAUUGAAGUUAUUGAAAAUUCCUCACGACCAGCGUUAGAUAUAUCUUUAGAAUUAGAUAGCACUAACCAUAUUGACGACAUUGACAACAUUCAGGAGGACUUUGAAGAUAUAGCUAUUAAUGAUAACACCGACUUUAAUUGUGAACACGACACUGGAAGUCCGAGAAUUAAUACCCAAGGUACAAUUUUGGAAGAUUCAUCAAACCAAGAGGAGAGGGACACAUCUACAACUUCAUUGAUUGAAGAAGACAACAUGAAGUUAAGAAAUGGUGAAGUUGCUUCCAGAGGGACAAUUGAAAUGGCUGAAACGUUGAGAGAAUACACAAAUAGUUCCGAUAUUGCAUACUCGGAUAUUCUUUCACACAGGCUAGACGACUCUAAUCAACCAACUAAAACAGAUGCUAGUAAAUGCUUCUUCGAUAUGCUAACUUUAGCAACAUCAGGUUGUAUUAAAUUAGAACAAUCAUCUGCAUUCGAAAAUAUCUCAAUAUCAACUUUGAAACCACUUUAUGAAAAAUUUAUUCCUGUAUAA